AUGCUCAUUAUCUUUCUUCUCUUCGCUAGUCCAUAUUUGGUUCACACUCAGGAUGACAUUUUGGACCAAGACAAACGUAUGGAGCAACCUAAUGUUCUAUUUCAAGCCGAGAAGAUUAAUCCGGAAUUGGCAGCACUAUUCAACAUCGAGGAGGACGCAUCCCUACAAUCACAACACCUAUCGCGAUACGACAUUGACGGCGCCUCGACGCCAUUAGCGCUGAUUCAACGAUACCCGCGACCGCAGAACUAUGGCAAUUUCGGCGGCUAUCGACCGAACAAUCCGCUCGGCUAUUCCUACGUCGGCUACAUCAAUCGUCAAUCGCGACGAUACCCCGUGAUGAUGUACACGUUGGUGCAGUGCAUUCCGUGCCAACGCGCCAAACAUCUACUCGCCGUCAAUUAUUCCGAUGUGCCGUCGCAUUUCCUCGAACUCGGCGGAAACGAGGACUGGCAGCGGCAAUUACAAGUGGACUUGCUGAAAGUCACCCGACAGGCGACGUUCCCUUACGUGUUCGUGUGCGGCCAAUUCAUCGGCGGCUCGACGGACUUGUUCAAUUUACAUCACAGCGGUCAAUUACGGCAGAUGCUCAACAAUUGUUUGGGACGAGGUUGA
Caenorhabditis bovis is the source of this 615-nucleotide messenger RNA. NCBI's taxonomy places the organism in Eukaryota, Metazoa, Nematoda, Chromadorea, Rhabditida, Rhabditidae. The record is from the annotation of a GenBank genome assembly.